AUGCCACCAUUCGGCCUGUACCCGGUGCCGCGCCACCACAUUUACGGCGGAAGGAUCAAGCCCAAAGUCUACAACACCAAAGACUUCCAGGACCAGGACCAAAACCAGGAUCAAGACGCGCCUGCUGCUUCAGGCCGUGCCCUGCCUGCCAACGUGGACGGCACAGUCGGAAGUCGGUCUGUUACCGACGCCACCAAGAAUAUGAAAAAGGCUGCGAAGAAAGAGAAGAAGCGGCUGCCGAUGGAUGGAGACAAGAACGCAGAGCUUGAGCGCUUGCUGAAGAGAGCUGAAGCGAUGUCUGACAAAGAUGGUCGCUCGAAGAAAAAGGACAAGAAGAAGCACCGCCAAUCUGAUACAGGCACGCACGGUACCGCGGAUGCAUCUGAAGUUGUUUCAGCUCCACCCCGCAGGACCCAGCAAAUCCACAAGAAUGGUGCUGACCAGGGUGGCCGUUCGGAGAAGAAGCGCAAGAGGGAGAGUGAGGCACAUGCCGCGGCAGCCAAUGCUCGGCUGGUGAACGAAGAGUACCUUGCCGGCCAACAACUAGACUCUCUGUUUCGCUUUGGCUCUUCACCACCGAAACACCCACGGCAGGUUGCGCAAGGAAAGGAACAGCCGUCCAAGAAAAAGACGAAGCGCAAAAGCCAGAAUACCCAGCAGAACGCAACCGAGCAUACCCAGUCUGCACAGGUCACAGGGUCUGAUCAGCCUAGAGUGCAGAAGGCGAAACGCAAGACCCAUAUUGCGUUCCCAGGCUCCCCACAAGCAGCAGAUGAGCAUAACCUGGUGCCGCGUGAUUGGAUCGAUGGCUCCGACGAGCUGAAGGUGAAAGAGAAUAAGGAGAAACAAAUCAAUGGAGGUCUGGCCAGCGAUCCCACCACCCCUAGCCUGAUUCCCAUCCGGAUCCCCAGACAAACACCUAUUCCACUCCCUCAGCUCUUCCAGGAACCUACGACCAAGCCCACCGGUACCAAAACUCAUAAGAAUAACGAAGAGGAUCUUCCGCACUCAAAAGUGCUUGUACCGGAGACACCACCGUCCAAGACCCCAAAGAGGACGCCCGUGCCCCUCUCGCCCAACCUGAAGUUGAGAAAUGACACAGUAGCCACGGAGUACAAGCCUUCAAAGACGUAUCGUCGAACUGUCCUCGGUUCUUCUCCAACACCUAAUAGCGAUUUUCCGGUUCCUUCAACUGCACCUGCAGCUGUUGAGCCAUCUCAGGUGGUGUCCGAGCUACCUUCUGUGCCGAACGCGCUCACUGAUGCGAAUCUGCGAAGCUUCAAGAAACCCUUGAUUGAUGGAACCAAGCCGAGACCUCGUACCAGAACAGGUGCUUCUACUAUAACUUCUGUCCGCACAUCGUCCGCCUCAAUGAGCAUUCUAGAAGCCUUCGCUCGAGUUGGAAAGCCGUAUGUACGCUCGGCCGCUGAGAAAGACCCCUUUGUCACUACCAAUGACAGACUCGAGACCUUGCACGAAGAUCGUGAAGAAGUCCCUCUUGAUGUCUUCACUGCUAGAUACCGCGAAGUAACAAAUUUUGUCAACUUCGACCAGGAAGAUCAAUACCUCGAGGAGCACUUGGAAUGGGAUGCCAAACAUAAUGGAGAUCCCGCACCGUGCUUGCACAAGAUGACAGGAUGUUCGGCCAAGAAGGAGGAGCUUCUUCGACUGAGCAAGGAGGAAAACAUGGAAGUUCUCGGUCAGCUUGAUUACUCCGGAGACGACAAGGCGAAGCUACAAGAAGCUAGCAAUCACGCUCAGCGGGCCGAAGACCUGCUCAUGCUCGCUACAAGAGCCCACAUACCCGUACCUAUUGGCUGUGUUGAGGGUAGGUGGACCUUGUAUUGUCCCAAGUAUGCCGAGACACAUUUUGACAGGUACGGUUAUGGCCAGCGCAGUCUCACCAUAUCAUCCAUUGCGGGCUUCAAGCACAAAAACAAUUUCACUGCUCGUAUGCAGCUCCCUCCUCGCACCAUGGCUUUCAGCAUUCUGGCUUUCCAAACCCCUCCACAUGCAUCGUUCCGUACGACUACCAUCAAAACAGCUUCGGAAGGGUACACCAUGGAUAUUAUAUUCUUGGGUAACGGUUUCCUGCAUCUGCGAGCUGACUUGGGACGGCUACUAACAGGCACCAUUCGCAAGCCACACGAGCACAGCCACGCGAUGGAGUUCAUUGGUGUACAUGACAGGGCAACGCAAUGGUGGGCGGAGAAGAAGGAGGAGGUCGAAGAGGAGGGUGGCAAGCCGUUCGCCAAGUACGAUGGACAGGCAGUUAGAGAGUGA
Messenger RNA from Didymosphaeria variabile, 2283 nucleotides. RefSeq lists its product as uncharacterized. Lineage: Eukaryota; Fungi; Ascomycota; Dothideomycetes; Pleosporales; Didymosphaeriaceae. The record is from RefSeq and is a predicted model, not a curated record. The coding region runs from base 1 to 2283 and encodes 760 amino acids. The transcript has a single exon.